Messenger RNA from Leptopilina heterotoma, 950 nucleotides. RefSeq lists its product as uncharacterized. The record is from RefSeq and is a predicted model, not a curated record. The transcript has 4 exons. Lineage: Eukaryota; Metazoa; Arthropoda; Insecta; Hymenoptera; Figitidae. The coding region runs from base 61 to 516 and encodes 151 amino acids. Gene Ontology annotation, molecular function: fatty acyl-CoA hydrolase activity.
AUUCCAUUCGAGUUAAAAUUUAUUCAUGUUGGAAAAUUAAUAUUAAACGUAAAAUUAACAAUGACUUUGCAAUUUGGUAAAAUUCCCCAAAAGUGUAUUCAAAAUACGAGAAAUUUAGUUUCUUGUUUAAAGAGCCUAAAAGUAGACUUUGUUGGUGAAGGAAUUUAUCGAGCGAGAAUUAAAGUGGAGGAAAAACAUUUAAAUGAUAAAUCAUACUUUAAUUAUGGACUGAUUGCCUAUUUACUUGAUCAUUCGGGAACAGCAGUAUUAAAAUCCAUCAUUCAAGAGCCUGGUCUUCCAAUUAAAUUGGAUAUCGAAUAUUUGGAACCAGUUCCUCUUGGAAGAGAAUUAAUAUUAUUCGCCCGUCUUCGAAGUAUUCAUAACAGAUACGCUCACAUUACGUCCGAAUUAAACGUUAUUGAAAAGAAUAAAAAUUUUCCAGUCGCACUAGCUCAAUACACAAAAUUAUUACAUUCUGAAAGUAAACGGUACCCAGAAUGGUGUUUGGGUGAUUGAAGAAAAGACUUCCUUCAAAGAAAAGAUCUAAACCUUUUAAUUUCUUUUAACUUUUAAAAAAAGUUUCUAAAUAAUAUAUUUAGCAAAAAAUUGCUCGUUUGUAGUAUUUCAAAUAACGUAACUUGUUUCAAUUAGUUUCAAAUUUAAAAAUGUUUUUGUCGUCUGCUUUUAAUAAUCACGUGACAUAAUCAAUGUCGAAUUACGUAAACAUUGAAAUAUAACCUAAAAAACUACAACUGUCAAAGAUUCUCAUUUCUCACUAUUUAUUAUUUAUAUAAAUGAUAUAAAUAUAUAAAUUGCACAUUAAAUUUUAUAAUUAUAAUUUCAAAAAAACUUCAACACACGAGUAAUGAAAGAUCGUAGAUUGUAAGUUAAGACUGUGAAGUAGUAGUUUCAUUUAAUACUCGAUUGAAAAUUAUCCAUAAAAAUGGGCG